UUUUCUGUUUUCUGGACUUUUAGCUGGAUUUGGAUGAGAAAUAAACGAUAUCAAUGGGAGGCCCUUUGUUGAGCAAGAGUGAGCAUAUCACAAUCAUCGGCGAUUCUUCAUCAACUGAUGAGCAAGCACCACUUAAGGGUGUUCAAUCGUGUCAUCCAUGUACACAAGAACGUUUUUGGAACUCCAUCGAGUUUGCUAUGAGUUUGGUCCAGAUUGUUGCAGCAAUAGUAGUUUUGACUCGAGCAAAAGGUGAACAUCCAGAGACAACAUGGAUCAUUGGUUAUGCUUGUGGUUGUGUUGCCAUUCUACCUAUACUAUAUUGGCGUUAUUGGCACUACCAAAAUUUUAUCUCAGAGAUAAGAAUCAAGGCUGUGGUGGACAUUUUAAGUACAAUGGUUACAUAUUUCUUCCUGGGUUGGUAUGCGCUGUUCGUAUAUGUUUUUUUAAUUGGAAACUUAUCCUCAUCAUCUCUUGAUCAUACCACUCAACCCUUCGGGUUAUGUAUGGCUUUUCUUGCCUUCGUUUCCAUACGAUAUGUUCUUCCUAAUCUAAUAUGGGCAAUGAUACGUUUCUGUCUGCAUGGUGAUGGUGGUGAUACUGUAAAUUUACUAGAAGUUGCUAUGGUUUUUGAUUUUACAAAAGUUGUAUGA
Messenger RNA from Raphanus sativus (radish), 650 nucleotides. RefSeq lists its product as uncharacterized. The coding region runs from base 54 to 650 and encodes 198 amino acids. Lineage: Eukaryota; Viridiplantae; Streptophyta; Magnoliopsida; Brassicales; Brassicaceae. The transcript is spliced from 4 exons. The record is from RefSeq and is a predicted model, not a curated record.